CAACUUAAAAGCGUCGAAAACCCUACGAUUUCCCGGCAACAUUUCUUCUUUCUUAUCUCAUUUCCCCGGGAAAAGCUGUUUUUACCAGGAAAAAGAAAAAAUGUCUUCCUCUACUAUUUUUCCAUGCUUUAUAGGUCCAAUCUCACCGAAUGAUCCUCGUCAACAAAGCUACUACAAUCCUCGUGUCUGUACAGUAAGAUGUGGGUCCUCACAUUCUGCUCAAAUUCCAAAGGAAGAAGGAGUGGAAGAACACUACUACAGCAGAAACUCGCGUCAUUUCUGGGACAGGUUCUACAAGCGCCAUAAGAACAAGUUCUUUAAGGAUAGGCAUUACUUGGAGAAGGAUUGGGGAAAGUAUUUCUGCGACAGUAAUGAUGCCAGCGGUGCAGAAUCAAGCAUUCGAAAGGUUGUUCUGGAGGUGGGUUGUGGAACUGGGAACACUCUCUUUCCACUUGUUGCUGCAUAUCCUAAUGUAUUCGUUCACGCUUGUGAUUUUUCCUCUGAGGCUGUCCGUCUUGUGAAGAUAUUUAUGUUGUCUGCAGUUUCACCAAAUAAAAUGCCUCAGGUGUUGCAGAACCUGAAAACAAUUCUGAAGCCAAAUGGUCACAUUCUUUUACGAGAUUAUGCACUUGGAGAUUCUGCUCAGGUGAAGUUACAGAGGAGAAAUCAAAUAAUUGAUGAAAACUUCUGCUUCAGAGGAGAUGGUACUUGCUCAUUUUACUUUUCAGAGGAUUUCUUGACCUCGUUGUUUGUAGGAGCUGGUUUCAAGAUUGUAGAUAUAAAUACAUACUGCAGGCAAAUCGAGAAUCGUUCCAAAAAUGUUACCAUGUCAAGGUGGCUUACUGACCAUACUGAAAGGCAAGCUUUCCUGAGAAUUUUGGUUUUGAAGAUUGGCGUUCACACCAUCACCUGUUGCUUCAGCAUCAUAUCCAAGAUCUCGUAGUCGUUCAAGUACUGGUAAAACGACUGUUCCGAGGUCUGGCCUAUCUUUCUUCCGAAGUUCACAACAUUGCAGAGCUAACUUGGCCAAUGACAAAGCCUCCUCUACUGGCCAAUCAGCUACCCUUGGAUCCAGUGUACUUGAAAAUGUGCCUUGCUCAAUUGCUUCUUCAACUUGAUAUGUCAGACCCAUUGCAGGCUUUGCUGUAAUGAGCUGUAGCAACACCACACCAAAUGAGUAUAUGUCAGAUUUGGUCCCAAGCAUGCCAGAUUGUUGAUACUCUGGAUCGAUGUAGCAAAAUGUUCCAGCUGCUGCAGUCAUAUGAUACUGAGUAACACUGUCAGCCACUGAUGACGGAACUAGUCUUGACAAGCCGACGUCGCCAAUCUUGCUCACGUAGUUCUUGUCUAGGAGAAUGUUGGCAGGUUUGAGGUCACGAUGAACAAGAGGCUCUGGUCUUGUUUGGUGAAGGAAGAGAAGGGCUGUUGCGAUCUCAGCUGCUAUUCUAAACCUAACUCUCCAGGGUAUAGGGCUGCUGCCAUUCCUGCAGAAAAGCCUAUCUUCCAAGCUUCCAUUUUCCAUGUAUUCAUAAACAAGGCACCCGUACUCGGGACAGGCACCCAAUAACAGAACCAUGUUUGGAUGUCUCAUGCGACUUAGCACCUCAAUCUGCAUGUUUAGAUUAGACUGUUUAGUACAUUCCAUCAGGAAACUCGGAAGGUUAGACAAAUUUCUUUAUGGAUCAUUCUUCACCAGGUAAUCAUAUUAUGAAGUACUCAUGAUUGUUCUUUGCUCACUGAAAAUUCUCUUACAACGACAGUGAACUGAUAGAUAACAGUAACUUAGGCUAUCAAGCAUUUUUUAAUGUAGUAGAUUUGUGAUUAUCAUGGAAGUUAUUCUGACAUUCAUCUAUAUUAGAGUGAAAGAUGGACAUGUUUCAGAUUAUUGUGGUUCAAUUACUGUAAUGGGAAAGCAUGGCAUAGCAGAUGCAAUCUUUUUGCACAGCAUGUUUAAAGUUUAAACAUAUAUGAUGUGUCUAAUCUGAAACAUAGAAAAAGUUCAAAUACCUCUCUUUGAAAUUGCUGCUGUCCCUGAGAAAUGUCUGGCCUCAACACCUUGAUAGCAACAGCCGUGUGAUCAAGAUGGGCUUUAUAAACAGGGCCAUACCCUCCUUCACCAAUCUUCUCUGAAGUGGAGAAAUGAUCUGUUGCUUGUUCAAUUUCUUCUAUGGUGUACCUUCUGUACCGAGCGUCGCAGCGCGCCAAUGCAUCCAUGGCUUUCUUCUUCUCUUCUGACUCCUGCAGCAAUCUCAUUUCUGCUUGCUUUCUUUUUUGACUCUCCAAUUCUGCUAGGCACUGAGCCAUUUGUGCGGCUUCAAUAGCCGCUUUGCACUUAGUCUUCUCCAUCUCCAUCAAAACCACUGCAGCCUCCUGAGCAGCUCUGCCUUCUUCAAUUUUACGUGCUUCAUUCGACUUCCAUAUAUCAACUUCAUUAGCCUGGGAACAAAUUUCAUACUUAGGACUGAACCACAAGGAUCUCUUUUCUACCUGCGUCGCACUAGAUUUUAGAAUUACCAGAUAUUUCAGACAAGAGUGUUACCUUAUCUUUGGCUGCUAAUGCUUCUCUACAGGCUGAAUUGUACAUUUCCAUGGUACGCUCCAGUUCUUGUCUCAAUCUCCUCAUUUCUUCCUCCAACUCUCCCUGUAACACAUCCGUGACUGGAUUUUAGUACAAAAUUUUGAUUCACAUUGCUUGCAUUCUAGUUUUAGUGUCUCAUUAUUAGCUCUAAUCUGAGAGAAAUCAUGUCAUUCCAAUGGGAUUCAAAUCAUCGGGUGAUCCGCAAGAGUUGAAUGUUAGGAACUCUAAAGCAUCAAGAAACACAUUAGGCCUCAUCGAGCGUUAACUAAGUGUUACUUUUUAUUGUCAAUAUUAGACAGUUAAAUAAUAUCCUUAGGCUAUAUCCUGUCAACUGUCAAUUUCUAAAACUAAUGAAUCCCACAUUUUACAACAUACCUGAUUUGGCAAGAUGUAGGAGCUCCUUGAAGCAUCUGAUGAACGCGGCUGGUCAAGUUGCUCAAAGGACAUGCUAGACGAUUGGAAACUCAUUGGCCCUGAGCGAUCGCUGGAGCUGGAAACAGAAUCGGAUGGACUUCCUUGAGUCUGUCGAUGAACAGGGGACGGUGGAAUCUUGCUUCUGUUCAUGCCAUUGCCACUGUACAUUGGAUUGAAGGGCGACGUACUCAUGCUGUUGUUGGAUUGCUUAUCAGGACUGCUGCCACCGAAUAAAGGAUGCCGGGGCGAUGUGUUCCUGUUGCUGGAUUGCAUAUCCCUUGGAAUGGCAUUAUAAUUAUAUCCUGAAUGUUGUGGAGAAGAAAACUUGCUGUUGCUUGGGCUAUUCCUCGAAUUCCCCGGCAUGAAGUCGCUACUUUUAGCCGAAUAUGCUCCAUCAUCCGAAUCUGAACUUCUCCAACUCCCCUGGCUGCAGCAUAUAUAUAAGAUCAUUCAGCAAUCAAAAUUUUCAUCACAUCCUGAAGCUGUAAGCAUUCAUUUUGGGAAUUCGUAUUUGGAUUACAGAAGCCUUUCCAAAAAUGAUAAAAUGUGGAAACAAGGCUUUUCCAUGGUUUGGGGGGGGAGUGUUACCUGUAAAAUUGCUCAGAAAGUGGGGUUCCAGGCAAAGAUCCUGUUUGAGAAUUGGGGUGUCUGGAGCCAGCAAAGCUGUUAGGGUUGGGAGAUCUUUUGGCGCUUUUCAAGAGUUGAGAUUUCACCUUGGAUACAGCGUAAACCGAACAAAAAUCUGGGAUGGAUUUCACCAGGCUAGCUUGAAUAUCCUGGUUCUUAAAUGCCCUGUUUGGAUGACAAAGACACAGCCAGAAGAAUCUGUGAGCUCUCUUCAUCAUAUUGUUGAGUAAAAUGCCACAAAAGAGAUAACAUCAACAAUGUUAUAUAUACCCAUCUAGGAUAAAUCCCUCCUCUGCUAAUAUUCAAGCUCUACAUGACCUAAAUCUAAUCUAUUGAAAAAAUUGUGCACUCAAAUAUAUGCCAGGGAAUGAGUUCUAAUAUC
This is a messenger RNA of Oldenlandia corymbosa var. corymbosa, 4001 nucleotides long. Lineage: Eukaryota; Viridiplantae; Streptophyta; Magnoliopsida; Gentianales; Rubiaceae. The record is from the annotation of a GenBank genome assembly.